GGGGUGAAACCAAGGAAAAUAUCAAAAGGAAAAAUCCCCCUUCCCCAUAUCGAAAACGAAAUUUGUGAUGCUGUACUUAUUUGAGUACACAAAUCGACUUGUAAUGCGCAAGACCAAGAGACGCAGCUGUGGCCUCGUUUGCAGGCAAUUUGUCAUGCUGUUUCCCACUUCCAGCUGCCCCCUGUCAUGCUGAAGAUGCAAGGCUUUCCCACGCCAACCAGCACUACAGUCCGAAUCUUUUCCCCUCUAGCGUGACAAAUUUGUGGCCACAAAUCUGCGUCACAAAUUUCUAGUUUGAGUAUGGGGUGGGGGGAUUUUUCAUUUUGAUAGAAAAGAGAGGUGACGCAAAUAGCGUUGCAUGGCGGGAAAACCUGCGAGGAAGUGCAUCAAGACACGACGGACGGAACAACGGCGGGACUGGUGUAUAGUCUCGAGCACAACGCAGUUUGCGAAACAGAUCCUUGUCCGGUCGAUUGCCAAGUUUCCGAGUGGACGGUGACGAAAACCUGUUCCGUGAUUUGUAACGAAAACAUCGACUCAAACGGCGACUCGGGUGGUUUCCUGGUCAAGGAGCGCACAGUCCAGCAAGAGGCGGCAAACGGCGGGCAAGCGUGCCCUAAAUUGUCGGAAACAAUCGAGAACUGCAACAACGACAAGGGCUGUCCGAAAGAAUGUGAAUUAACCGACUGGCAGGACGACGGGAAUGGGUGUUCGGCUGACUGUGUGCCGGUGGAUUUGGAAACGGGAGUGCCCCUGGACAUGACUUUUCAGGGGGAGAGAAGGUAUCCUGUGCAAAAGCAUCGUACUCGUAGUAAUCGUAAUCAUGCAUUACAAAUUUCCAUCCCAAGGUAAAACAGCACGACAAAUUCCAUUUGUCAUGCUGACCGAAUUUGUAAUGCGAUUUCUACUAGUACGAUGCUUUUGCAAUGCAUAGAACGAAAGUUCGCGCGAUCCUGAACGAGGCGAAAUACGGGGGAACGGAAUGUUCUUCGUUCGAACUGGAAAAAACUAUUCCCGGCUGCCAACCGCCGCUGAAUUUUUGCCCCGUGGACUGCGUGCUUGCGGAGUGGGCGAUUGGGUCGGAUGCCUCCUGCUCCGUCGCGUGCGGGGGCAGUGGGGAGAUCACGGAGAAAAGGGAUAUCAAAUGCAAAAAUGUCUGGGUCUGGAAGGUUGGAGCUUGUGAUGCUAACCUUGGACUCUAAAAAAAUCUGUAUUGCAUGACCAGCAGGACAAGUCUCGUUUAUGCUACGCGGGGAGGGCAUUUGUCACGCGGAAUAGGCAUCAGGGAGCCCUCUAAAGAUCUGUGAUGCUAGGUCAUGCAUAAUACAGACAUCCUGGGUCAUGCACAAUAUGCAUGACAAACCCGGCAAUAUUCCAGACCCAGACAUUUUUGCAUUUGAUAAGGGAAAUCCUUCGCCACCCCCGGAACGGCGGAAAUCAAUGUGCGACCCCGCAUAUCCUGUGCAAAAGUAUCGUACUCGUAGUAAUUGCGAUCAUGCAAAACAAAUUUUUAUCUCAAGGUAAAUCCGCAUGACAAAUUUUAUUUCACAUGCUGAGGAAAUUUGUCAUGCAUUUCUACGAGUGCGAUACUUUUGCAGUUCAUACCGCAAACGCGCCCGGCGGCUUGUCCAGCCCAGCACGAGUGUCCGGUGGACUGUGUUUUGUCCGAGUGGAAUUCCUGGGAACCCUGUACGAAAACUU
Molecule: messenger RNA, 1701 nt
Organism: Amoebophrya sp. A120
Lineage: Eukaryota; Dinophyceae; Syndiniales; Amoebophryaceae
Source: the annotation of a GenBank genome assembly